Molecule: messenger RNA, 1101 nt
Organism: Salvelinus namaycush (lake trout)
Lineage: Eukaryota; Metazoa; Chordata; Actinopteri; Salmoniformes; Salmonidae
Gene: tmem144a
Product: transmembrane protein 144a
Exons: 11
Coding region: 1-1101 (366 amino acids)
Biological process (GO): carbohydrate transmembrane transport
Cellular component (GO): membrane
Molecular function (GO): carbohydrate transmembrane transporter activity
Source: RefSeq, a predicted model, not a curated record
AUGAACAUUGAAGUAAGAAGAUUACCUUUACUCUGUUCAUCAAACACGACUGAAAUGGCUUAUGGCUUUGUUGCAAACACUAUUGCUGUGAUCUUGUAUGGCAGCAACUUUGUUCCUGUCAAAAGGAUAGAAACUGGUGAUGGGAUGUUUUUCCAGUGGGUGAGCUGUGCAUCCAUAUUGGUAGUUUCGAUGAUUGGGGACUUGAUACUCGAGUCUCCCAAAUUCUAUCCGUUGGCAAUGCUGGGAGGAGCAGUCUGGGCCACAGGCAGUUUAACAGUCGUCCCCAUAGUAAAAGCCAUUGGCCUUGGACUUGGAGUUUGUAUUUGGGGAUCCAGCAGUUUGCUGAUGGGCUGGAUAAGUUCAAGGUUUGGAUGGUUUGGUAUUGAAGCACAGGAUGUUGCCAGACCAGUAUUGAACUACUGUGGUGUUGGUUUGUGCUUGUUGAGUGGACUCAUCCUUUUCUUUGUGAAGACUAAUGUUAGAGAACUUCCACGUUCAGACUCCACCCCCUUACUGAUUAACAGGACUGGGAAUUCUGGUGUCUAUGCGCCUUCGGAGUCCUGGGUGGAUGUAACGGGAGCAAAGAGAAAACGCUUCAUGAACUCUCUCACCACUCUUGACUUUAGAGGCUGCUUGUUGGCUGUUGUAGCAGGCCUGUUGUAUGGGGCCUCCUUUGUUCCAAUCCUCUACAUAAAAAGCCAUGCGGCGGUCCACGACAGCAUCUUCUAUGGAGCCAGUCUAUACGAUCUUGACUAUGUGUUUGCCUUUUGCUGUGGCAUCUACCUCACCAGCACGGUGUAUUUCUCCAUCUACUGUGCAGCCAUGAGGAACAGACCCAGGGUGUUCUCCAGAGCCAUCCUGCCAGGCUUUUUGUCAGGUCUGAUGUGGACAUUGGCCACUUAUUGCUGGUUUCUGGCUAACAACUACCUUUGUGCCGUGGUCACCUUUCCCAUCGUCUGUGCAGGUAAUUGUCUAGUUGCAGGUCUGUGGGGAAGUCUGGUUUUCAAAGAAGUCAAAGGCUUGGUAAACUGUUCAAUCUUCCUAGUAGCCUCCUGUGUUGUCUUGACUGGAUCAAUAUUGACGGCCUUCUCCAAUGUGUAA